UAGCACAAUGUAACCCAACCUAACCUAAACUAGUCAACUUUGUCGACUGUUCGAAUUUACUCGACAUGCGUUCGUGUAUUUUAAGGAGUUUGCUUCGUUCGCGGAGGGUAUUGCAUGAAUCUUUCAUCAAGGAUAAAGAAAUAUUAACAUACUCGCAAUUGAAACAAUCGAGACAAUUUUCAAAUAAUUUGGGAAAGGAAUUCGGCGGAGCAAACGAGAUCGACUCGCGAAAAGAUGACAAUAACCUUGCGGCUUCCGUUAAUGCCAAGUACAAAGUCUUUCACGACGAGGAGGCAGACGUUAUCCUCGACGUCACCGAGGAACAAUAUAAAGUCGACUUGAAAUUAUUAACCAAGCAAGAAACUGUUCACGAUCCCUACGCUGGCAUAAAUCUAAAACGUGGUAUUGCUGGCGUUUAUGAAAUCGAGGAUCUCGUUACGUUGCUGGAACUGAACAAAGCCAGACAGAUUUUUGUGGCCUCUGUGCCAAAAGAAUAUGCCUAUGUAGAUUAUAUUGUUGUUGUAACCUGUAUGUCAUUCAAACACAUGAGUGCUCUUGCCACGUUUGUACGCAAAGUUUAUAAAUUGAAACGAGACGAGUCUGAUAAAAUACCUAAGAUCGAAGGGGAAAAUUCAAAAGAGUGGAUAGCAAUAGAUUUAGGAAACAUUAUCUUGCACAUCUUUUCUGAAUCUACCAGAGAAUAUUAUGACUUAGAAACAUUGUGGACAGUUGGCUCACAGUAUGAUGAUAAGAGUAACAUAUCUAAAGAACCAGUUGAUCCAAUGGAUCAGUAUAAUGCCUUUCUAUCUGAACUUGAACCAGAGGAGAACAAAUAAUACAUGUGUAUAUGUAACAUAUGUGU
This is a messenger RNA of Harpegnathos saltator (Jerdon's jumping ant), 862 nucleotides long. RefSeq names its product ribosomal silencing factor RsfS-like protein, 312 (gene RsfS312). Gene Ontology annotation, molecular function: ribosomal large subunit binding. The transcript is spliced from 3 exons. Gene Ontology annotation, cellular component: mitochondrion. NCBI's taxonomy places the organism in Eukaryota, Metazoa, Arthropoda, Insecta, Hymenoptera, Formicidae. Bases 66 to 836 code for a protein of 256 amino acids. The record is from RefSeq and is a predicted model, not a curated record. Gene Ontology annotation, biological process: negative regulation of ribosome biogenesis; negative regulation of translation.